Molecule: messenger RNA, 843 nt
Organism: Psylliodes chrysocephalus
Lineage: Eukaryota; Metazoa; Arthropoda; Insecta; Coleoptera; Chrysomelidae
Source: the annotation of a GenBank genome assembly
UUCUAUUGUGACAGUAUUUUAUUCAAGUUUUGGCUCUUCUAACCUAACAUGUAACAUGUGACCGUAAAGGUGUACUUGUGAGGCCUGUUAAAAAGAAGAAGAAAAUAUUUCUAACGGACAGCUAACUUCAAUACGCCGACCGUUUAACGGACGGCGAGACACUGCCCAGUUUUAUAUUUAAAAAUGGAAGAUAAGAAAAAAGGCAACGAUCCGCCAAUUUUAACAAAAAUGAGGAAAUUUUGUUAUUUUCUAUCAUUUUAAAGUUCAAAGAAGUGGUAGAAAAUAAAAAAAACAGAUGGUGUGUCUGCAGAUGAAAAAAGGGCUGCUUGGGAAAAUGUUACUCGACAGUUUAAUGCAGUUUCGCCAAACAGUUGUGUUAGAUCGACCGAAUCUCUAAGGAAAAUGCAUGAGAACCGAAAAAAAGAACUGAGAAAAAAUAAAGCGGUGGAGAGAAGAGAAAUUUUACUGACUGGUGGCGGGCCACCGUCGAAAAAAUAUGAUAGCGAUGACAAUAUUUUGUUGGAUAUUGUUAACAAAAAAACUGUUUUUGGUACAGAAUCCAUCUGGUGUUCUGAUAGUGCCAGUAUACCAACCGCAUCAACAUCCAGGAACAGCAAGAAAGAGACUGAUGAAAUCUUCAUUUUUAAAGCACCAGGACCAAGUUGGAAAACUUAUAAAGCACUGGAUUUAAAAAGACCCGUUACAGCUGCUCUUAAAGUGCACCAUACUGAAACAAAUGAUGUAGAAACGCCACAAAGGCAAAAGACAAAAAUAAUAACAUCCCGGAGGCGUCCAGCAACAGUUGUCAAAGCUUUGUCAUCUAACCAUCUGGCAGAAAAAUAG